Messenger RNA from Mercenaria mercenaria, 2808 nucleotides. RefSeq lists its product as uncharacterized. The record is from RefSeq and is a predicted model, not a curated record. Lineage: Eukaryota; Metazoa; Mollusca; Bivalvia; Venerida; Veneridae. The coding region runs from base 154 to 2382 and encodes 742 amino acids. The transcript has 2 exons. Gene Ontology annotation, molecular function: protein binding.
AUUAAAACCAAAAGAGGAAGUAAAUUUGAAUCGAAUUUCCAUUAAAAAGUAAAAAAGAAAGUAAAUUUAAAGUCAUCAACAUCAUAUGUCUUUAAAGACAGAAAAAUAGACAAUUAAUAAACUCACAUUUUUUACAGGAAAUAAAUUUUAAGAAUGUCACAUAAACCUGAUUAUUACCGAACUGUAUCACUGAAACUGUCAGAGGUGCUCAAUGAUAUUGGUGUCAAUGAGGGAAUGAUUCUGAAGAGGAGGAGGAUGUACUUGUUGAAGGAAACUAUGUCGACUUGUACAGAGAGACUGAUGGGCAGGAACCUUUCCAUCUAUCAUUUUGGUAGCCAGUCUGAAGGGUCUACAACAAAAGGACUCGAUUCAGAUGCUGAUACACUUACGUGCCAUAAUGAGCGGAAUGUGAUACAGCACUGGGGGGAGUGGCAACCUGACAGGAAAAGUCUACUGAUGAUACAGGAUGAGACCACAUCACCUGGUUACUGUCUACUACAAAGUCUGAGGAAUGACAAGCCUCUUCCUAUUUGUACUGCUGCACUUGAUCAUGAACCAGACAUAUAUCAUACAGUUAUCGGAGACAAAUUGCUGCUGAAGAACACACUUUAUAGAAAUGUUGCUAUAGAAGGAAGUGUUAUAAAUGGUCCUGCUGCAUCAAUGCAAGGAUUACCUGGUUUUUCUGAUCAAGAUUGUGUUGCAGCACUCCACUGUAACUCAUGGCCUGCAGAAGCCCAGCCAUGGUUAUCAAGACAAGGUAUAGGAAGAUGGCCUACAGAGGACGUGAAGAGAUACUGUGAGAAUACAGGAUGUUUUGUUGUACCAGUGAGCAGUAAAAAUGGCCAGCAUGAAAAACUUGAAUGGAGAAUAUCUACUUCCCAGGCUGAAAGAUGUCUAAUGUUCAAUUUAAACAUCACACAAUUAAGAUGUUACAUUUUGAUGAAGAUGAUUCUUAAAACUCGGUGUAAUGGUGUCCUUUCAAGUUUCAUGUGUAAAACAGUUUUAUUCCAUUGUAUACAGAAUACACAUUCAAAUAACUGGGUGCAAUCUAACUUACUCCCAUGUUUGAUGUGCUGCCUUACAGUACUGAAGAACUGUGUAAGACAAGAAAAAUGUCCGCAUUUUAUCAUACAUGAAAACAACCUUAUGUCUGGAAGAAUUUUUCCUCUUGACAAAAUUAUGGAUCUUGAAACCCUACAAAAUAUCAUACAAAGUGAGGGCCGUGCACUGCUGAAGAUUCGCAUUGAUGACCUUGGUACAAGACUAAUGGUGAAAAUGAAUAUAGAUGGAGCUUUUCAGUAUCAUAAAACUCCAGCCCAAAUACAUGCCCAAAUUUCAGCACAGCUGCUACUUGAUGUUGCUGGUACAGUAGGUGCCAGUCACAAGUUCCUUUGUGAAAAAAUUAAUCAUGAUAAGGAAUAUGCGAUAGUGCGUGAGACUUUAUCAAACAUUAUGUUAACACUAACUAAAAUGUACAGAGAAGUGGGUUUUAGCAGUUUAAAAAAAUCUGCACUGAAGCUUUUAGCACUUCCACUUUCAUCUUCCCUAGGAUCUGUGAUAGCAUCUCACAACAUUAAAACUGCUCACAGUAUAUCUUCAGAAGCACUGGCCUGGUUUUCAGCUGGUUUGAACUCAGAUGUGGCAUCUGGUAAACUGAAACUUGCAUCAGCAUUAUACAGUGCAGGAGAUAUGGAAAGAGCAGAGUUUUUUCUGAGGAUUACUAAAGAAAAGUAUGAUCUGAAUACUGUUGAACCUGAAUGUGAAUGUUACAAUCAUCCCUUGAAUGACCCAUGGCAAGGAUUCAUGCAUAAAUUUAACAAUGGAAAUGAAGAACUAAUACAACAAAAAACAGCAUUUUGUGUCAGAUUUCUGCAGUGUGAAAUUUGCUGUGUUCCUAAAGAGUUGCAGUAUGAAAUGUUUAGAUCUACACAAGAGGACAAGCUUGAAAGGGAUGAAUUAUCUGACACUUGGAUGGACUGCGCUGUGGUAGACUGUCUCCCUUACCUCUACUUCCUACAAUACAAGACUUACAGGGCUCUUCAGAGAUUGACAGAUCAACAAUAUGCACUUGCAGAACUUGACACUACCAUUAAAACAGAAUCAAACCUAGGUCACAGGGAAACAGCACUGAACUUACUAGGACAGUGUAUGGUACAGGAAAACCGGCAUACUGAUGCUUUACGCUACUAUACGAGGUCUUUGAAUAUCCGAGCAAGAAACAAUGCCGCAAAGUUUCUUAUUUGUAUACUUCUAAAUGAAAUCAUAAACCAUGGUUCAUACAGAAUAUCAGAGACAAAAUUCAAGUACUUUUCAAGGACUUUUCAAGGACUAUUUACAAAUUUUCAAGGACUAUUUUCUUUUCAAAACCGUGACCUAAUCUGAACAACUUUUAACGAGUUUUUAUUGUGUUCAUCAUGUAAUGCAAAAAUAAAACAACCAUCACUUGUCACACCUUUGAAAAUGACUAACUGGAUUGUUAGAUUGAUGUGAUUCACUAUUUUGCUGAUGUUCAUCGCUUUUCUUGUGAUUUUUUAGCGCACUCCCACUGUUGAUAUGUAAAGAAUUUUGUCAUACGACGUCAUAUACCCUUCGUUCAGUCUGCUUUAUAGCGCUUCAGCCACUGUUUAUAUUCGUCCUUUGUCUCCCACUUACUUGAGCUAACAUGCUUAUUUUCUUACUCAUUUUAAAUUCACUGGAAACACUCGCAAACAGCAAAAAAUUGCGAGUUAUUAUUCACCGGAAUAUUUAAAAGGAAACGGAAAUAUACAAACGGUGAUACAGUAGAAAUAGCACUCUACUUGUAAAUAU